Molecule: messenger RNA, 1437 nt
Organism: Metopolophium dirhodum (rose-grain aphid)
Lineage: Eukaryota; Metazoa; Arthropoda; Insecta; Hemiptera; Aphididae
Exons: 5
Coding region: 1-1266 (421 amino acids)
Source: RefSeq, a predicted model, not a curated record
AUGGAAGCCGAUUCAAUUGCAGAAGGUUUUAAGCGAAGUAUGGAAUUACAUGGAUUGAAAUACAAUAAACUAAUAGGUGAUGGUGAUUCUAGUGUGACAAAAAGGCUCUCUAAAAUUAUGCCUUAUGGUCCUAAAUUUCAUAUUCAAAAAAUAGAAUGCCGUAAUCAUAUGUUACGAAAUUACGGAACAAAAUUAUCAUUACUAGCCAAAAACAUCAGAUAUCCUUACCUGAAUUUAAGAAAUAUUCAAAGUAAUAUAAUAACAUUCAGAAAUGCAAUUGUUAAAUCAAUUGAAUAUCGCAGCCAAUUAAUCAACCAAUCUGACAAUGAUAAACGUUUAGGUUUACGUAAGGAUAUUUUGAACAGUUUUUACCAUAUUUUGGGUUCUCAUGUUCAGUAUGAAGAGUAUUUCUGUCAUGGGCCCAAAUUAAACGAGUACAACUUUGUUGAUGACGCAGAAAAAUCGAAAGUUAUAGACGGAAUUACGCAGUUAGCUAAUCGAUUAGUAACUCAUGCUGACAGUUUACUAAUGAAUGUGGAUAACAAUGUUUGUGAGCAAUUUAAUAGUAUAAUAAACAAGCAUUUAUCGGGUAAACGUAUCAAUUUUUCUCAACAGCAAUCAUACAACACCAGAGUUGAAGCUGCUGUUGUAUCUUAUAAUACGUCAGGGGAAUUUCUUAGAAAAUUACACAAGAACGAAGUUAAUGAAAUAAGUCCAGGAGAUAUCGGGAAAAAAUAUUUGAAAACAAAACAAAUGAAAAGUGAAAAAAGAAAAUGUAAAAAACUCAUUUUUCCAAAAAAGGUAAAAAAAUUUUCUAAACAAACGGGUCCGGAUCAACAUUAUGGCCUGGCUGAAACGUUACUCUAUGAUAUACGUUCAAAUGAACUGGAAUCAAAGAAAAGUGCAUUCAUUCAGUCACUUUACUUGGACCACGACAAACACAUAGAAUUAGAAAUUAAAACUAGAGAACAGGCUAAUUCACAAAUUUGGCACACAGAAAGAAGAAACCGAAUAACAGCUUCAAAUUUUGGUCGGAUUUGUAAAAUGCGACCAACUAAAUUAUGUAGGUGUACGGUUUAUGAUAUGUUGUAUAGGUCAUUUACUUCUAAAUCAACUGAUUAUGGUAAAGCAAUGGAAAAUAAGGCUAUAAUCGUAUUCCAAAACGGUUUUAAUUGUACUGUUGAACCUUGUGGUCUUAUAGUGGAUGACGAUUUGCAUUAUUUAGCUGCUUCUCCCGGGAAAAUAAUCAAAAAUAAUUUAAUUUAAUUACUAUUAAUAUGUAGGUAUAUUUAUGAAUAAGUAGUAUUAUUUUUCAUCGAUAGAUGGUCUUGUGGGAACUGAUUAUGUCGUAGAAAUAAAGUGCCCAUUCAAAGCUAAAGACAGUUCCAGUUUUAUUGAAGCUGUAAUGAAUAAAAAAGUAAAAUUGAAUUGUAAAAA